Molecule: messenger RNA, 1364 nt
Organism: Microdochium trichocladiopsis
Lineage: Eukaryota; Fungi; Ascomycota; Sordariomycetes; Xylariales; Microdochiaceae
Product: glycosyl hydrolase
Exons: 3
Coding region: 170-1198 (342 amino acids)
Biological process (GO): carbohydrate metabolic process
Molecular function (GO): hydrolase activity, hydrolyzing O-glycosyl compounds
Source: RefSeq, a predicted model, not a curated record
GUGAUCGCUUGGACUUGGGUAGCCUAUGGACUUGGCUCAGCCCACGUCAGCCCAUCUAUUUAAAGUUAAAAGAUACUCGUCCCUUCAUGGCUCAUUAACUCGACCUGGAACCAAUAUUCGGAAAACAUUCUGAAAGAGAGAGAGACACACACAUACACACACAUACACGAUGCACAGUCGACUCACAUCCACAUUCUCCUUCCUGGCCGCCGUGAGCCUGCUCUCGCCAGCGCAGACUCUGCCAUGGGGAGUCGCCGCCUCGCCGCUGCUGCUGCAGAAGCGCGUCAGCCCGGUGCUGGCCGGCUUCAAUGCGGACCCCAACAUCAUCGUCUUUGGCGACACGUACUACAUCUACCCGACCAACGACGGCGAGAACUGGGAGGGCAAGAGCUUCUAUGUGUGGAAGUCCAAGGACCUGGUCAGCUGGACCAAGAGCGCCGAGCCGAUAUUGACGCUGGACGGGGUUGAUGUUCCUUGGUCAGACGGCAAAGCCUGGGCACCGGGGAUCAUCCAGCGCGGUGAGAAAUACUACUUCUACCACAGCGGCUCGAACCCCGCGACGGCCGACCUGUCCAUCGGCGUGGCCGUCGCCCCGUCCCCGGAAGGGCCCUUCACCGCGCACGCCGAGCCCAUCAUCACUAACCGCGACCCGGAGCCCGUCCGGGCCAGCGGCGCGGCCAUUGACCCCAUGGCCUUCCACGAUCCGGUCUCGGGUAGGUGGUUCCUGCUCUGGGGCAACGGGCGGGCGCCGGUGAUCGCCGAGCUCAACGAGGACAUGCUGGGGAUCAACUGGCCCACGGCGCGCGAGAUCUCCGGGCUGGAGGGGUACUUUGAGGCGCCGUUUGUCUUCUUCCGCGACGGGCUUUACCACAUGACCUGGUCGGUCGACGACACGCGCGAGCCGACGUACCACGUGGCCUACGCGACUAGCACGGAUCUACUCGGCGGGCAGUGGGCCAACCACGGGACCCUGCUGGAGCAGGAUCCCAGCCUGGGGAUCCGGGGCACGGGACACCAGAGCUUCGUCAAUGUCCCCGGCACGGAUGACUGGUACAUCGCGUAUCACCGGUUCGCGGUGCCCGGCGGGGAUGGCAUGCACAGGGAGACGACGAUUGACAGGGUGUUUUUCGACGAGGCGGGCGUCAUGAAGAAGAUUGUGCCGACGCUGGAGGGCGUGCCGGCUCAGGCUGUGCCGUGAAAUGGAUGGCGCGCUAGAGCGAGGGAAAAGAAAAAAAAGAAGAAAAAAAAAAACCUGGCUUGAUUAGAGGUUGUUAUGUGUACCAUUUGCCGGAGCACACUCAGGUUCCAUGCUUCUUUCAUUAAGGUACAAAAUGUACCUUGUUACACGGAGCGAUAUACUGCUU